Messenger RNA from Trichobilharzia szidati, 3467 nucleotides. The record is from the annotation of a GenBank genome assembly. NCBI's taxonomy places the organism in Eukaryota, Metazoa, Platyhelminthes, Trematoda, Strigeidida, Schistosomatidae.
GUCUUAACACACCUCAUACUACAAACCACAUAUAAUUAAUCCCUGCACUACUCCUUCUGGAGUCAACCAAAGCUACGGCGGUCGAGUGACGGGACGAGCUACGCAGACGUUUACCGAAGAUCAGGAACCUCUACCUCACAAUCAAGAGGCGAGCACAAAGAAAUCAAAUUGGUUUAUACUAGCUCGUAAAAACAAAUAUUGGAUAUUGGAAUCUGGAUCUGUGAUUCCCCGCGUAUUAUGCUGUAUGCGCUACAACUGGUGGAUUGAUGCUUACCAGAGAACUGGGCACUUUUGUGUAAUUAGGAUUUUCAAAUUUAUAUUGUAAACUGUCUGAUGGUUCUUUCUGGAUCAAAAGAGUUUGUUGAUAUGCUUUUGGCCCGUGAAUUUCCCAGGUAAUCGGCUGUCUAUUCAUGUUGUCGAUGUUACAGUGCUGAAGAUUAUGUAAUGGUAAUGAACGGUUGUGAUGUGUGUGGCCACAGUUUUAUGGCAAACGGCUUUCGGAAACCUGUGUUGGUGCGAUCAAAGGAUGGUCUCAGAAUCAAAGUUCCAGUGGAAUCAUUCACACCUAGGGAUCUAACUAAAUUUAUCGAUCCUGUCACCGUUGUCGAUGUUAUUGAUGUCCGGCAACAGACAGAAAUACAGAUGCCGCUCCGGGACUUGGUUGAUCAGUUCUGUUCUGAUACUCGACCGAUGUUGUUAAAUAUGCUAAGUUUGGAGUUUUCGAGAACUAGCUUAGCCAAGUUUGUUCGUCCACCACAUGUCGUCUCCGAACUCAGUCUUGUUACGACCUGUUGGCCAGAUGAUGAUGUGGAUGAAUCUGAAUUAUCUGACGAAGUGGCACCGACUGUUCAAAAAUACUGUCUUUUGAGCAUGGAGGGUAGUUACACUGACUUUCAUAUAGAUUUUGGUGGCUCAUCUGUUUGGUAUCAUGUAAUGUGGGGCGAAAAAGUAUUUUAUCUAAUGCCACCUACUCCUGAAUACUUGUCGGCUUACUGGCAAUGGUGCAUGAGUGACAACCACAGAACAAUAUUUUUUCCCGAUUUCGUGGCAGACCUACUUAAAAAAGGUUCAUGUGACACAGGUGAACCUACAGUUUAUUGCCUGCAUGUUUCACCUGGCCAAACAAUCUUCCUUCCAGCUGGCUGGAUUCACGCUGUUUAUACACCUUCUGAUUGUCUUGUCUUUGGAGGAAACUUUCUCAACGGAUUGCAUGUUCCUACACAACUUCGGGUUUAUCGCAUGGAACAAAAGUGUGAAACACCGAUGAAGUUUUUAUUUCCUAAUUUUGAAAAAGUUCACUGGUUUUAUAGUCAACGUUUACUAGACAAGUUAACUAAUAGCUUAACGAAUGGCGAAAAUCCAGUUACACAUGACUUAGAUGCAGCGGAAAGUCUAGUUAAAGUUCUGCCAGUAUGGUAUGCUAAAAGACGUUCGCUUCCACCAGAGGAAAGACGAUACUUUCUUCCUAGUCAAAAUCAAUUAGAUAUACCAUGCGCAAAAUUAAUUGAAAGGUUAAAUGAAGUUUUAAGCUCAAUUUCACCGCGUUCUGUGAAACACUCAGGUUUUUCAGCGCAUUCUUUUCAAUCAGGGAUAUACUCUAAACAUUCCAAAUCAAAUGUACAACUAACAGCUGAACUGUCUCCUGUUGAUUCUAUGAAAUGUUUAAACUCUGAUUUAUCAAUGAAAAUUAAAUGGACAACUAAAGAUAAACAUGUUGGCGGUUUAGGUUGGAUACCGAAUAGGCAUACACAAGGUAAAAGUCUAAGUGAAUCAAAGCAUUCAGUAGGUGAUAAAGAAGAAGAAGAAGAAGAAGGGGAACAUAUAAUUACUGAUGAUGAUGAAAUUCUUAAAGCACUUCCAGGCUUAAAGAAAAGUCGAUUAAUCGGUGAUCAUUAUUACUUAACACUUAGUGAUUCAGAGGAUGAUGAUGAUAAUACUGUAGGACAACGGAAGGAAGGAUAUUCUUCGCAGUCAAAGUCUACGUCAUAUCAAGUAGGUAAAAAACGAAAGACACGAGAUGAUGAUGACCCAACUUGGAGUAUGCCUAGUCCUACACGUCGUCGAUGUGGAACAAGUAUCUGGAAGUCGAAAGAUUCAGGUCCUAUUUUUCCAAAUCUAAAGACAGGCAAAACAUCACUGCAUCCUUUGCUGAGUGAAGCUGGUGCAUCAUCGUCAAGUUCGAGUACUUUGAAAAGAGCUGGAGGUGCUUCAGCAUCGCCUGCCUCUGGCGCCACUGGUGUGAAGAAAUCACGAGCUAAACAGACUACAACUGUCCGACAACGUUUAGCUAAGCGUUUAGGUAUUUAAUUCAAAUGCCAACCAAGAGUGAGUAUGAUAUGUGCGUGCGUGUGUGUAUCAGCCUGUUGAUGGAUCUUAAACCUCUUAUUAUUAUUAUUAAUAUUGAUAUUAUUACUAUUCACAGUUUAGUGAUUUUUUCUUUCAAUUGAUUACUUCCUUUUUAUUAUCAUUACCACCUCAUAGCAUAUUGUGUUUUUGAUGGAGGCUAUUUUUAUUUUAUUUUACUUUAUUUUUCUUCUUUCAAUAAAUUUAAUGUUAUAAUUUAUUAUUAUAUUAGGAAUAGCAUUGUUCUUAUCAUUCUUCUUAUCAGUAUCUACUAUUAUUAUUAUUACUCGUACUAGUACUAGUUCUACUACUUCUACUACUAUUGAUAAUAUAUUACUACUGGUAUUGUCAAUAAAAAUACGUGCAGCAUAUUUCUACACACAUGAUAGUGUGUAUUCCAAUAUUUUCUUAUCGUUUUCUUUCCUUCUCUCUGUUUAUGCUAUAGCAUAUUGAUGUCUUUGUAGUUAUAUAUAUUUUUGAAUUAUCUCUUUUUUUCUAAUUUAACAUGAAUAAUAACGAUAGGCAAUAAUAAUAUUAACAAUAUUAAUAAUAAUAAUGAAGUUAUAGUUAUUUGUUUCCUCAUAUAGUUUCAUUUUCUGUUUUGAUGACCACCUUUUCCAUUUUCUAACUAAACAUUAUUUGCAUUUAGGUGUGUUUUGUUUUAUUCUCAUAUACUGAUUGAUAAUAUCAAGCCUUUUCGUGUGUGUCUGUGUCCGUGUACGUGUGGAUCUCCGACUAGUUAACUUAUUCAAAGCCAAGUUUGUAUGUUGUUGUUUUUUUGUUGUUUAUUUGAAUAUUUGUCUCGUUUUAUUCUAGAUCUUGUUUUGUUUGACUUUAUUGUUGUGGUUGUUAUUGUUGAAACAAUAACACCACCCACUCUCUUCUCUCACAUAUCCUAUAACUCAUUCGAUUGUGAACUGAUCAAGAAGUAGUCGUGUGCGCUCUAAGAUGAUGUGUUGUUGUUGUUGUUGUUGCAUGUAUGUGGGUUUUAUAAUCUUAUGAAGUUAGGUAUUUAAUUCUUUAUUGAUGGUUGUUAGUAGUCUCCUUCGAUUUUAUGUUAUGUUUGUUAAACAUUAUUUAGUGCAUUUGUUUGUUUUGAAAUAAAAGAAUUUUAUUCAUAUAAA